AUGGGACCCCACCAGAACUUGGAGAUAGGAACCCCCUGGAGGAUGACCACAGAAGCAGGACCUCACUGGAACUCUGAGACUGGACUCUCAGAGACAGGAUCCCUCUGGAACUUGUUGACAGAAUCCCACUGCAGGACGGCCAUGGAGACAGAACCCCCACUGACAGAAGAAGGCAGUGAUGGGACCCCUCUGAAGCAUGACCCAGAGAAUGGACUCGCUGGCCGGAACACGCGACGAGGCAGAGUUCCUCACACUGUCACUCCUUCUACAAUAUGUGUUUUAAUAUAUAUUUUCCUUGGGUCAUUAUCUGUUGUCACAGUAUGUGGAAACCUUCUGGUAAUAAUCUCUAUCAUUUACUUCAAACAGCUCCACACUCCUACAAACUCUCUCAUCCUCUCUCUGGCUGUAGCUGACCUGCUUGUUGGUGUUGUAGUUUUUCCUCUCAGCAUGGCCUUCUCUCUUAGCUCAUGUUUACAUUAUGAACAUUUAUUUUGCAAAGUGAGAGAAGGCUUUGAUAUAACACUGAGCACAGCUUCCAUUCUGAAUUUAUGUUGUAUUUCCAUAGACAGAUAUUAUGCAGUGUGUCAGCCUCUGACAUACAGAACUAAGAUAAAUGGUCGUGUUGUUGUGGUUAUGAUUCUGGUCAGCUGGAGUGCUUCAGCUAGUGUUACAAUUAGCCUCAUGGUACAUGAUUUACACCAAGAAAGAUGUAAAGAAAAUUGUUUUCUUCAUGUUUUACUAAUAAACACAUUCGGAAUAAUUUCCUCAUUUUAUGGACCAGUCAUCAUAGUGCUCUCUAUCUACCUAAAGAUUUUCGUGGUGGCACAGAGACAGGCACACAGCAUCAGGAACACAACCUGUCAGAGCUCAAAGUCUGGAACAACCAUUAGUAAGAACGAGAGAAAGGCCACAAAAACUUUGGCUAUCGUACUGGGAGCUUUUCUGAUGUGCUGGACUCCCUACAUGAUUGUUUUUUCUCUUAAGACUUUGAAUCCUAUUUUUGUGUCAGUGCCACUUCCGCUGUUUGAAACUCUUAACUGGCUUGCACUGUCAAAUUCAAUGCUCAAUCCAUUUAUUUAUGCUUUCUUUUACAGCUGGUUCAGGUCAGCUUUCAGAAUGGUCAUUUCUGGGAAAAUAUUUCAAGGUGAUUUUGCAAACACAAAAUUGCUCUGA
Molecule: messenger RNA, 1173 nt
Organism: Epinephelus moara (kelp grouper)
Lineage: Eukaryota; Metazoa; Chordata; Actinopteri; Perciformes; Serranidae
Product: trace amine-associated receptor 1-like
Exons: 4
Coding region: 1-1173 (390 amino acids)
Biological process (GO): G protein-coupled receptor signaling pathway
Cellular component (GO): membrane
Molecular function (GO): trace-amine receptor activity
Source: RefSeq, a predicted model, not a curated record